Polyodon spathula (Mississippi paddlefish) is the source of this 4582-nucleotide messenger RNA. RefSeq names its product calcium-activated potassium channel subunit alpha-1-like. Lineage: Eukaryota; Metazoa; Chordata; Actinopteri; Acipenseriformes; Polyodontidae. Gene Ontology annotation, cellular component: postsynaptic membrane. Gene Ontology annotation, biological process: potassium ion transport; transmembrane transport. Bases 1877 to 4582 code for a protein of 901 amino acids. Gene Ontology annotation, molecular function: large conductance calcium-activated potassium channel activity. The record is from RefSeq and is a predicted model, not a curated record. The transcript has 25 exons.
CAUCCUCAUACAUCCACACACACUGAGAGACACUGCGAGCAUCCUCAUAGCAUCCAGAGACACUGAGAGACACUGCGAGCAUCCUCAUAGCCACAGUCCCGGCGGAGGGUUGGGGUAAUCCCAGAGUCUCGGCGGAGGGUUGGGGUAAUCCCAGAGUCCCGGCGGAGGGGUAGGGUAAUCCCAGAGUCUCGGCGGAGGGUUGGGUAAUCCCAGAGUCCCGGCGGAGGGGUAGGGUAAUCCCACAGUCCCGGCGGAGGGGUAGGGUAAUCCCAGAGUCCCGGCGGAGGGGUAGGGUAAUCCCAGAGUCCCGGCGGAGGGGUAGGGUAAUCCCACAGUUCCGGCGGAGGGGUAGGGUAAUCCCAGAGUCCCGGGGGAGGGGUAGGGUAAUCCCAGAGUCCCAGCGGAGGGGUAGGGUAAUCCCACAGUUCCGGCGGAGGGGUAGGGUAAUCCCACAGUUCCGGCGGAGGGGUAGGGUAAUCCCAGAGUCCCGGCGGGGGGGUAUGGUAAUCCCAGAGUCCCAGCGGAGGGGUAGGGUAAUCGUACCUGUAUCUGUGUAUUCGUUGUUUCUGUGUUGGUUUGUUUAUCCAGUUUUUUUUUGUUUGUUUGGAAAUUCGGUUAUAUCCAAUUUUAAACUCUAUAUAUAUAUAUAUAUAUAUAUAUAUAUAUAUAUAUAUAUAUAUAUAUAUAUAUAUAUAUAUAUAUAUAUAUAUAUACACACACAGUGCUAACCCUGUAUAACACUUCAGUGGGGAUACAUUUGUGUUCUGCCUAGUGUUAGUGUAACCACCUUAUCACCUGUUCAACAGGAUAAAGGGCUGCCUUAUAAAGGGGGAGCACCGUGUGUGUUUGUAUUAUAUAUAUAAAUAUGUGUUCAAUGUUGUUUAGCUGUGAGCUGUACAUGUAAUGAAAAAAAGAAAGCAUUGCCCUCCAAAUGCUAUUAAAUGAAUUGAUUUUUAAUAUGAGAGUAAUGGACGAAUAGACCAGGCUGAUUGCUCUUUGUCAAGACAAAGGCUGCCGUUCGGUGAGUGAGCGGCUCGGAGCGAGAACGUUUCCGCUCGCCCUGGGGAGCGGGACUGAGCCGGUGUGAAGAACGUUCUGUCACCGAGCUGCUCGGAGCGAAUCACUGUCUCAACGCGCCCAAACACUCCCAACCAGCCAGUGAUGACCGAGCCCUGCUGUCUGUAGAGCAGCUUCUCUGUAAUUUACCGUACUGUACAUCACACAUGUAACUUAAAUUUACAGUAAUGUAUUGUUUUAUAGAAAUGCUGUUAGUUAAACUUUGCAUUAUACCACCAUAGAGUAUAAUAAAUUGUAUAUUGAACCCUGCUACAUGCUUUUCUUUCUUUCUCUCUGUUCAAAAACAUACUGUGUAAUCCAGUGUUGCCCCUUACUGUGAUGAUGUCACAGAGAAUGAAACCGGCAGACGGAAUGCUGAGCUCGUAGGUUGUGAUGUCACAAUGGGACUGGGUGACAAAUGCACAGCAAGCAUAGACCCAGCAACUACACUGCCUAUUGCAUCUGUAAACGCACACAGUAUAGUUACUGGCACACAUAGAGAACACAUUCACACAUAACCUCAUAUACAGCACUGCAUUCCUAUCAAUGGCCUACAUAACUGACCAUCCUGUACGAACCAUCGCUCAUGCACAACGACACGCUCUGUAUAACGCCAGUCUGCUGCUACCCAUUUAAACACACACUGCAGCACGCAUGCAACAUUUCCCGAUCUCGCACAUAACUAACAACACACAAGUUAGUACCAGUUAUACUCGCGCACAAUAGAACCACAAACAGACUGAGAUACACACAGAAACAGAUACAGGCACAGACUGUUUGCUCCGGUGAGAUGGGGGUUUGGUGAAGCAGGCAGGGGGAGAUGGACACUCCCCUCCCCUUCGAAGACCCACGCUGUUUCCACGCGGGGCAGCGUCUCUGGCUUCCCUUCCUCCUCUCCUCUCUCUCUGUCUUCUUUGGGGGGACUGCUAUCAUCCUUCUCUGGAGGGGGACGAGGUGGGCCCUGGGGAGGGGGCUGAGAGCGGGACGAGGUCGCAGGAAGCAGGUAACUCAAAGCUCUGAGGUACACACUGCUGUGAAAGAAUGGGCUGCAGCCAGGCUGUCUGCACAGACUCGAACAGGGAGAGUCCUGAUGGUGAUGUUGUUCCUGUUCAGCGUCGUCUCCCUGGCCGACUACUUCAUCCUCUCCACACAGUCCAUUGAGUUCUGCUGGCAGGGCUACGGCUUCCUGUUCCUGCUGGAGCUGCUUCUCAACAUGUUCUACCUGCUGUACUUCGGCCUGCGGUUCCUGGCCGCCCCAGACGCGCUGCACUUCUGGCUAGAAAUGAACUCCAUGGUGGAUUUCUUCACCGUGCCGCCCUCGUUUGUCUCCCUCUUCACCCAGCGCAGCUGGCUGGGUCUCCGGUUCCUCAGAGCCCUGCAUCUCACUGAGCUCCCCACAAUCCUGCAGUUUCUGAACAUCCUGCAGACCAGCUCCUCUCUCAAGCUGGCCCGACUCAUCGCUGUCUUCCUGGUCUACUGCCUCACUGCCGCUGGCUUCAUUCACCUGGUGGAGAACUCAGGCGAUCCUUGGUGGAGCGUUCCCAACUCCCAGCCCCUGACAUAUUUCCAGUGCGUGUACUUCCUCAUGGUUACCAUGUCGACGGUGGGAUACGGGGAUAUCCUGGUGCACACUUUGCUGGGCAGGGUCUUCAUCAUCUUCAUCAUCAUCACCGGCCUGGCCCUGUUUGCCAGCUACGUUCCUGAGAUCGUGGAGAUCGUGGGCAAGAGGAAGAAACACGACGGGAGCUACAUGCCCCUGCCAGGGAAGAAGCACGUGGUGGUGUGCGGUCACCUGACCCUGACGAACCUGACCGCGUUCUUGAAGGAGUUUCUACACGAGGACAGGGGUGUGGUCAACGUGAAAGUGGUGCUCCUGGGAAAUUUUGAUCCGGACACUCAAUUUGAGUUGUUCUUGAAGCGUAACUUCAUCAAGACUGUGUUCUACCAGGGCUCGGUUCUGAGCUCCCACGAUCUGGCCCGGGUCCAGAUGCAGAAAGCAGACGCCUGCCUGGUUCUGUCGAACAAGUUCUGCAAAGACCCGCACACAGAGGACGCCUGCAAUAUCAUGAGGGUGAUCUCAAUCAAGGAUUACUGCGCUGAAACUCGAGUGAUUUGUGUCAUGCUGCAAAACCCCAGCAAGGUGUACCUGCAGAACAUCCCCAGUUGGGACUGGCACCGGGGGGACGCUGUCAUCUGCCUGGCGGAGCUGAAACUGGGCUUCAUGGCUCAGGGCUGCAUGGUGCCAGGGCUCUCCACACUGCUAGCUAACCUGUUCACAAUGCAGAGCCCAGCACAGACUCAGCCUGGCAGCUGGCGCAGUCACUACAAGCUGGGUCUGUACAACGAGGUUUACACUGAAGAGCUGUCCAGAGACUUCACAGGCAAGCACUUCCACGAGGUGUGCAGACGUCGGCGACGCUCUUGCACUUCGCUCUCACGACGACAUCACGUGAAGCUGAGAGUGCUGCUGAUAGGAAUUGAGUACCGGAGUGCCAAGGAGUGCAGCAUCCUGGUGAACCCGCAGAGCAAUCUCACAAUCCCUGACAAGACUCUGGGCUUCUUCAUCGCCAGCAACGCCUUUGAUGUCAAAAGGGAUGACCCGCAGACGCACCCCGCCUGGGAGGUCGAGGGUCAGCUGGACUCCACAGGGAUGUUUCACUGUCUCUCUCUCCUCUCCCUGCAGAGCCGCAGUUCUGCUCACUGUCUCCCCCUGCAGGAUCACGUACUGGUGUGUGUGUUCGGGGAUGAGCGAUCGCCUCUCCUGGGGCUGCGCAAUCUGGUGAUGCCGCUGCGCGCUGGGAACCUGACCAGGGCAGAGCUGCGCACUGUGCUGCUGCUCGGCUCCCUGCACUACCUCCAGCGGGAGUGGGAGCACAUCCACUACUUCCCCAAGAUUUACAUCUUACCGGGUUCCCCGCUGUGCCGAGCUGAUCUGAGGGCCGCUCAAGUUAGCCAGUGCGCGUCCUGCCUGAUCCUCUCUGCUUCCAGCGACUCCAGCCUCGAACCCUCGCUCCAGGACAAGGAGUCCGUUCUGGCCAGCCUCAACAUCCAAGCCAUGCAGUUUCCCGACAGCCGGCCGGGCUCCAGCCUCGCAGGGUCUCCUCACCCCGGAGCGGACGACGCGAAGCCCCCCGUCCGGCAGAGCGGAUUGAGGGUCCCGGUCCUCGCAGAUCUGGUGCACAGCUGUAAUGUGCAGUAUAUGAGUAGUCUGGAUUCCCAGGAGAUGCCGUUCUCAGACCUGCACCUCACCCAGGCCUUCGCCAGUGGCUCCAUCUUCUCUGUGGGGGUGCUGGAUUCCCUCGUGUCCGCGACGUACUUCAACCGCCACGCCCCGGCGUUGAUCCGCACGCUGGUGACGGGCGGGGCCACGCCCUCCGUGGAGUCUCAGCUCGCCGAGGAGGACAUGCUGCGCGGGGGACCCAGCGCCGUGACAUCACCGCACCUGCGCCACCACGCCAAGAUGGCCCAGCUGUCACUGAGCAGGGGACCCCUGGCAAACCUCUCUGUCCUCGACAAGACAAUUUAG